UUCUCAGCUUAGAAGAAGCGUUGUUGUGUAUUCCACCACCUAUAACUUAUUCUCCGAAAUGCACUCUUACAGGACCAGACUGCGUAUAUUCAAGACGACCAACUGACGCUACUGGCAUAUUAGAUUUUAACUGCCAUCGUGCGGAGUUAUUGAUCUUGGUGAUGGAGGCUAAAAGAAAGCAUGUUUUAGAAGAUAUGGGUGAACAGACACUUUCCAAGUUUUAUCAUACGGGUAAAAGCAAGGAUGUAGUUCAACAAAUUUAUAAUUAUAUGGGAGAAAACGAACUUAGAUAUGGUAUUCUUACUACCUAUGAUAAUUACUGUAAUCAACUAUCAUCUUCUGCCUUUGGCGUUUCCAGCAACACUUUUGUUAAACAAAACAAUUAUAGCUUCUCAGACUUUAAGUUCAAGAGUAUACUAGGUGAAGGUCGAAGUGGAAAGACUCUCUUAUGCGAAUUUCGUGGAGAUAUGAUUGCUUUGAAGAGUGCAGACUUAUCUAAGGCCCCAUCGUAUGUUCUGGAAGAAAUGCAGAAAGAAGUAGAGAUGUAUAAAGAUCUAGCUGAUAUUCAAGGCAAGUAUAUCCCAAAGCUGGUCUGUUAUGGAUAUUAUGAAGGAGGUAUGAGCUUCGUUAUUGGCUUAACCAUUGUUGGUAAUAUGUUGAGCGACCAAAAAAUAAUGGAACAGCAAAAGACAAGGGUUAUUAAGGGAUUAGAAGCAAUCCACAAGCAUGGUAUCCUCUACAAUGAUAUUUGGGAGAAAAACAUCUUAAUUAAUGAUAAUGAUGACAUCUACUUGAUUGACUUUGGGAUGACAAGUCGGGCGGACACAAAAAAGAAGAGAAAGCUUUUCGAGGAGGAAUAG
Messenger RNA from Funneliformis mosseae, 860 nucleotides. NCBI's taxonomy places the organism in Eukaryota, Fungi, Glomeromycota, Glomeromycetes, Glomerales, Glomeraceae. The record is from the annotation of a GenBank genome assembly.